UUGUUUUGCAGUUGGAAAGCAGCAAAUUAUUCAGAAUUUUGGGGUAAAACAUUGGAACAAGGUGUACGAUAUCGUUUGGGAACACUAUUUCCGGAGAAAAGUGCACGGAAUAUGAAUGAAGUGGUAAUAAAACCUCGAGAACUUCCGUCGAGUUUUGAUGCACGAGAAAAAUGGCCAGAAUAUAUUCAUGCAGUUCGUGAUCAAGGAGAUUGUGGAAGUUCAUGGGCAUUUUCAACUACAGCAACAUCUGCUGAUCGAUUAGCAAUCAUGUCAAAUGGUCGUCUGAAUACGGCACUUUCACCACAACAAAUGCUUUCCUGUAGUCAGCAAAAGAAAAAUGGUUGUCAGGGUGGUCAUCUGGAAAAAGCUUGGUGGUAUAUCAGAAAAGUUGGUGUUGUAAGCGAACAGUGUUAUGAAUACAAUAGUGGUCAUACCGGAAAACUUGGCAAAUGCCAAAUUCCAAGAACUGCAUUCUUUAGUGACGAUGGUUUGGAAUGUCCAUCUGGUGGCAUGGAUAAUAACAUCUACAAGAUGACACCAGCUUACAGGAUCUCGAAUAAGGAAGAAGACAUUAUGACAGAAAUCAUAACAAAUGGUCCGGUUCAAGCAACUUUCUUGGUUUAUGGCGACUUUUUUAUGUACAAAAGUGGUGUAUAUCAGCAUUUGGAUUCAGAUACCAUGUAUGAUUACGCGCCAAAAGGAUAUCAUUCGAUAAGGCUUAUUGGGUAAGU
Molecule: messenger RNA, 731 nt
Organism: Enterobius vermicularis (human pinworm)
Lineage: Eukaryota; Metazoa; Nematoda; Chromadorea; Rhabditida; Oxyuridae
Source: the annotation of a GenBank genome assembly